This is a messenger RNA of Prunus armeniaca (apricot), 2433 nucleotides long. The record is from the annotation of a GenBank genome assembly. Lineage: Eukaryota; Viridiplantae; Streptophyta; Magnoliopsida; Rosales; Rosaceae.
AUGUCGAACCGUCCUAAGCUAACUCGAGCGUUAAGCGUUAGGGAGCGAGUCGAGGACACUCUCGAUGCGCACCGCAACGAACUCGUUGCCCUUCUCUCCAGGUAUGUGGAGCAGGGAAAAAGCAUAUUGCAACCUCAUGACCUGCUCGAUGAGCUCGAGAAAGUCAUCAGCGGUGAUGAAGCCAAAGAGAAGCUCAAAGAUGGUCCUUUUAGCGAAGUCCUUAAAUCAACACAGGAAGCUAUUGUUCUGCCUCCAUAUGUGGCCAUAGCAGUUCGUCCAAGACCAGGUGUUUGGGAAUACAUUCGUGUUAAUGUGCAUGAGCUCAGUGUGGAAGAAUUGACUGUUUCUCAAUAUCUUUGCUUUAAAGAAGAACUUGUCGAUGGGGAGUCUAAUAACAAAUUUGUACUUGAGCUUGACUUUGAGCCGUUUAAUGCUUCUUUUCCUCGUCCAACCCGGUCUUCAUCCAUUGGCAAUGGUGUUCAAUUCCUCAAUCGCCACCUUUCUUCUGUUAUGUUCCGUAACAAAGAUUCGUUGGAGCCAUUACUUGAUUUCCUUCGAGCACACAAAUAUAAAGGGCAUGGGUUGAUGUUGAAUGAUCGGAUACAGAGCAUUCCCAAGCUUCAGUCAGUUUUGGGGAAGGCUGAGGAUUAUCUUUCUAAGCUUCCACCCGAGACACCUUAUUCUGAGUUUGAAUAUGUAUUACAAGGAAUGGGUUUCGAGCGAGGAUGGGGAGAUAAUGCAGUACAUGUAUUGGAGAUGAUGCAUCUUCUCUUAGAUAUCCUUCAGGCUCCUGAUCCUUCUAUAUUGGAGACAUUUCUUGGGAGAGUACCAAUGGUGUUUAAUGUUGUCAUUUUGUCUCCACAUGGAUACUUUGGACAAGCAAAUGUUUUAGGCCUACCUGACACUGGCGGGCAGAUUGUCUAUAUACUGGACCAAGUGCGUGCCCUUGAAAAUGAAAUGCUGCAUAGAAUUCAGAGGCAAGGAUUAGAUAUCGCUCCAAGGAUCCUUAUUGUGACCAGGCUAAUACCUGAUUCAAAAGGAACUACAUGCAACCAGCGUCUGGAAAGAGUCAGUGGAACAGAGCACACCCAUAUUUUAAGAGUUCCUUUUAGAUCAGAGAAAGGAGUUCUUCGUAAGUGGAUCUCAAGGUUUGAUGUAUGGCCUUAUUUGGAGACCUUUGCUGAGGAUGCUGCAAGUGAACUUACGGCUGAGUUACAGGGAUAUCCAGAUUUUAUAAUUGGGAAUUAUAGUGAUGGGAAUCUUGUUGCAUCUUUGUUGUCUUACAAAAUGGGAGUUACACAGUGCACGAUUGCGCAUGCAUUGGAGAAAACAAAAUAUCCAGAUUCAGAUAUAUAUUGGAAGAAGUUCGAGGAUAAAUACCAUUUCUCAUCUCAGUUCACGGCUGACCUUAUAGCCAUGAAUAAUGCAGAUUUUAUAAUCACCAGCACAUACCAAGAGAUUGCAGGAACGAAGAAUACUGUUGGUCAGUAUGAGAGCCACAGCUCUUUCACUCUUCCGGGUCAGUACCGAGUUGUUCAUGGAAUUGAUGUGUUUGAUCCAAAGUUCAAUAUUGUGUCUCCUGGAGCAGAUAUGGCCAUUUAUUUCCCUUACUCUGAAAAGACAAAGAGACUUACGUCCCUACAUGGUUCCAUAGAAGAGUUGCUGUAUGAUCCUGUCCAGAAUGACGUGCACAUUGGCACAAUAGAUGAUCGUUCAAAGCCCUUAUUGUUCUCAAUGGCAAGGCUGGACCGGGUGAAAAACAUAUCUGGGUUGGUCGAGUGCUAUGCUAAGAAUCCCAAACUGAGGGAUCUGGUAAACCUCGUCGUGGUUGCUGGUUACAUUGAUGUGAAGAAGUCAAAAGAUAGAGAAGAGAUUGAUGAGAUUGAGAAGAUGCAUGGUCUUCUAAAGGAGUACAAAUUAAAUGGUCAAUUUCGAUGGAUUUCAGCCCAAAAUAAUCGAGCACGUAAUGGUGAGCUAUAUCGUUACAUAGCAGAUACACGAGGUGCUUUUGUUCAGCCUGCAUUGUACGAAGCUUUUGGACUGACAGUUGUGGAGGCCAUGACUUGUGGCCUACCAACAUUUGCCACUUGCCAUGGUGGCCCUGCCGAGAUUAUUGAGCACGGUAAAUCAGGAUUUCAUAUUGAUCCUUAUCACCCUGAGCAGGCUGGUGCACUUAUGGCAGAUUUCUUUGAACGUUGUAAGGAGGAUCCAAGCUAUUGGAGUACAUUCUCAGAUGCAGGCCUUAAAAGGAUUUAUGAAAGGUACACAUGGAAGAUUUAUUCAGAAAGGCUAAUGACAUUGGCUGGUGUUUAUGGUUUCUGGAAGUACGUGUCAAAGCUAGAAAGGCGUGAGACCAGACGAUAUCUCGAGAUGUUCUACAUUCUGAAGUUCCGUGAUUUGGCAAAUUCUGUUCCUCCAGCAAGUGAUGAGUGA